Molecule: messenger RNA, 3315 nt
Organism: Caenorhabditis elegans
Lineage: Eukaryota; Metazoa; Nematoda; Chromadorea; Rhabditida; Rhabditidae
Gene: lim-8
Product: PDZ domain-containing protein
Exons: 19
Coding region: 16-3315 (1099 amino acids)
Source: RefSeq, marked reviewed
AAAGUCGUAAAGAUGAUGGAGAAUGAUUACGCAGUGAAGGUGGCCAAGUAUCCACCAAAUCUUGGAUCUGAUUAUCCUGAAGACGAAUUUGGACCCGGAGCAAAAAUGCUACGAGGACCGGGACAGAAAUCCUCGGAUCCUUUCCAAUUCGUCGCCGUCAACAAAGGCGGCGACGAAAUGGCUGAAUCUGCGAAAAGCACACUACAAAUGGCUCAACAACAGAAAGCUCAACGAGAAAAAAUGUUACAAGGACAGAAACAGACGCUAAAGUUCGACGACUGUGAACCGUGGCAAGAAAAUUUGGAUACUUGGCGGAAGAAGAGAAAGGAAAAAUUUGGAGAUCGAGCCACAUCGGAUACUACUGUACCGGAGACUACAAUUCACCGAAGAAGCGAGGAAUACACUUCAUAUCAACCUAGAAAGUCAAAAGAAGAAAUCCUCCAAGUGAAUUCGGCGUCUCGACCAGCACUGCCACGUCAGCAUUCAGCUUCUACAGUAUCUCCGUUGCAAAGUUCUAGUGACGAGCUGAACAACGAUUCUGGAAUUGACAACAGAACAGUGGGAUCACCAUCCACUUCAGAAUUCUCACCGAGAAGCACAGACCUCUUCGUUUCACCUAAAAGUAUAAUUGACGAAGAGCCUCCACAUCAUCCUCCACCACCACCGCCAGUUGAGGAGAAACUCGAUCAGGUGCUCAUUCCUCUGAAAUUAUCUCGUGGUCAAGACUACGCUCCAAUUUAUCGAAGCCUUGAACAAGACACUUAUUAUGAUCAAAGCCCAUCUGAAAGUGAGAAGGACGAGGAUUUAGGUUUAACUAACACAAAACGUUACACGGAAAACUUUCGAUCAGUCGAAAAAAAUCAAUACAUGCCUGUAAUGUCGGCUCGUGUGGAAGCGACAUUCAAGCAGCCACCACCACGGGAAGGUGUCAAACCAUUUGUUUCACGAGCUGCUCAAGAUAUCACUCACAAUGGGGAAUCGAAAGUUGAAAAUAUCGAUUUGACGAUAGAAUUGAACAGAGAGCAGAAAGCAACUGUGACAGCGACAAAGUAUCCAAGAACUGAUUUUAUUAUGGAGGACUAUCACCGCCCACAAACCCAAAUUCUCGCUCCUGCACCUAAAAAACCCAACUCAACCACUCGAAUCUAUCAUGCUGUGGAUAUUCCAUUUGAUGAAUCUCCAGCCAGUUACUAUCCAAAACAAAAUAAUGGUUAUCAACGUCAACGUAGAUACAGUGCUAGUUCAGCUUCAAAACAAGAUGGAAUGUUCACUUUGAAUGUUAUUAUGGGCUCACAGCCAGUGCACAAGGGUAUGGGGUUCAGCACUGUAAAACGAGAUGAACGAGUCAUUGUGGAAAGUGUUAUUGUUGGAUCUCCAGCUGAUAAAGCUGGGCUUCUGGUCGGUGACACAAUUCUUUCAAUAAACGGCGAAGAAAUGUCUGAUAAAUAUCAGUCAGGUGUUACUAGAAUUCUUCACGAAGCCGCCCGAGUUGGAGAGGCUGAUGUGCUCAUAUUGAGAGCUCCUGUUCCAGCUCCGAUGCUUUCAAAGCAAAUGUCGACAUCUUCAUCGAAUUCGAGUAAUUAUGAUAAGGCUCGUUCAGUAUUCACUGAGAACAAAUCGUUCGAUUCUUAUGCUGAAUUCAAACGGAAACACACUCGAACUUCUCGUGAUUCAAACUCCUCAAACGCCACAAGAUCUUCUCGUGAUUUCAAUAGUUUGCCACGUGGCACCACAGCUCAGUCAUCACUGGAUCGCAAAAGAGACACUUCGUUGUCGAGCUACCGAACCGCAAAAGAUAAUUUCAACUCAUCCUCGAACAGAAGCAGUGGAAGAAGUGAAUAUGGAGAUUACAGAGUUUCAAAUUAUCAAGAGAAGAAUGCUCCUGGACGAUUAACUGACUUUGUUCCCGAAGUCGAUCGACGUCUCAGCAGAAGAGAACAGUCAGAAGAGAUUUAUUCAAGAAGUCAGAGAGAUGAAGAACCACGAACAAUCAGAAACUAUCAUUUGAGCAAUGAAAAUAUUGCUCGUACGAAUCUCAACUACGACGGUCGGCGUGAUUCGGAAGAAGAGUCUACAACUACUACUCUGAAACGGACUACUUUGCCAAGAAGCGGCACUGCGCAGUGGAAGAACGAAUAUUCUGAUGGAGAAGAGGUUACUGAGAAGCUGCCGGUGACCUCACGAGACUCGUCACCAUUGAGAAGUGCUCUCAAAAAAUCGUCACACAACUAUUACCAUCAGUCAUCCGAUCCCGUCGCACCACCACCACGACGAUACUAUUCCACAGAAUCCCUUCAACUUCCCAAAACAUCGUCUUAUCAGAGAUAUUCUGAAGAAGAGGACGAAGAAAUUGAGGAAACAUAUUCCUCAAUGCGACGUCAUAGACAAGAAAUACCACGUCAUGUUGACGAAUUUCAUACAGUCGGAUCUUACGGGGUCAUGCCUCAAAGAUCCAGAAGUCAGCAACCAGCUAGACUUCCAAGAUAUGAUUCCGUACCGGAUGACGUGGAUGAAGUCAGUGGAGUCAGUCAUCGAUUUUACGAUCGUUCUGGAAAUCAUGUAAGAGCUCCGCGGGAGCGAAUUCAUGAUAUUCAGAUUCAACGAGAUUACGGUGAUCGAGCUCCUUCACGUGACCUGGAUUUUGUUAGAAACACGUACAAAUGGGAAGAGCAACUAGAGGAUACGAAAGUGACAACGACGACGAAAAUUUAUGAGAAGGAAUCCCGUGAUUGGCGUGAUGUCAUCAACCAGCAACGUCAAGCUGCGCCUGGAAACUCGGCCGAUCGUCGUGGUAUUGCAGCUACGUCAUCGUCGUUGAGUAACCUACCCUCAUAUAUAAAUCGUCGCAUGGAAAAAGAGCGGGAGAGAGAGAUUGAGUAUAGGAGAGACCGAGAAUACAGUAUGCCACCAGCUGAUCCUCCGGUCAUCACUGAAAAGUACGAACGUGAUGAAUACAGUCGAGUCGAGGAAAGGACAUACCCGGUACCAGUUGCCAGAAAUAAAAUGAGAAGAGAAGAGACCCAGAUGCAAUCAUCACUACAACAAAUGCAUAGUCAAAGUUCUCAAAAAGACGAUUCUGUGGUAGCCGUUAGUGGAAAGCAUCGGUGUGCUCAUUGUAACGAGGAACUUGGACGUGGUGCUGCAAUGAUCGUCGAAAGCCUCAAUCUAUUCUAUCAUCUUGCAUGUUUCAAAUGUUACGUCUGCAAAACUUCACUUGGUAGUGGAGCCACUGGAGCCGAUGUUCGUGUUCGAGAUGGACGCCUCCACUGUCAAACCUGUUACAGUAAUGAUCGUGUGCAAUUGAGCAAAGUCUAA